This is a messenger RNA of Nymphalis io (European peacock), 2171 nucleotides long. It is a transcript of the gene Pdxk, whose product is annotated as pyridoxal kinase. Bases 735 to 1634 code for a protein of 299 amino acids. Gene Ontology annotation, molecular function: pyridoxal kinase activity. Gene Ontology annotation, cellular component: cytosol. Gene Ontology annotation, biological process: pyridoxal 5'-phosphate salvage. The transcript is spliced from 5 exons. The record is from RefSeq and is a predicted model, not a curated record. NCBI's taxonomy places the organism in Eukaryota, Metazoa, Arthropoda, Insecta, Lepidoptera, Nymphalidae.
UAUCCUGGUAUGGUAGAUAAUUUGCUUUAAAUAUAUUAAUUAAAUAAAAUUGUACCAUAAAGUGCCUGCCUAUCACCUAGUACCAAAAUAUUUAAACAUAUUAUGUCCAAUAUAUUUUUCCAAUUUGUCUGCAAACUUAUGUUAACACAUCUGAACUAAACUUAUGUUAGCAAUCUGUGUCCCAUAACAAAGCCUAAAAUUUAUUAUUGCAAAUUAAAUAUUAAUAAGUAUGGUCUGAGUUAGAAUUUAAAAGUAUAGAUUUAUCUAUAAAAAAUUCCCCUCAAAAUGUAUUAAAUAUGCUGCUGGAGCUAAGAGUGAAAUUUGAAGGUGUGUCCUAAGAGAAUAAAGGUAGAAAAAUAAGAGUAAUAGAAAUAUUAACAUAGUUAUUAAUAAGGAUUCAUAUUAUAUUUUUUUCGUUAUCAGGGGCUGUAAGACGUAAAACCUUCGCCUUUUCCAAAACUAAAAAAAGUCCUUAUCACUUUGACAAGUGACAACUACCUAUUAAUAUUUAAUCUUCAUACAUAUCUAUUUAUUAAAGUAAACGAUUGUAAUUUGUAUUGUAAGAAUUUGUCAGUCAGAUUUUAUUUUAUAAACGUCCAGUCGUUUUUCAAUCUAUUGUAGAAUAUUUCUUAAGUUUAUAUUAGUGUUCAUUGAGAUAAUUUUUUUUAGUUAAUAAAACUUGGUAUUGCGACUUUACUGUUGCUGACCAAUAAAAUAAAUUUUUUUAAAAGAAAAUGUCUUCUGAAACUCCUAGGGUCUUAUCAAUCCAAAGUCAUGUUGUCCAUGGAUAUGUUGGUAAUAAAAGUGCCGUUUUUCCUCUUCAAAUUUUAGGUUUUGAAGUUGAUGCUAUAAAUUCUGUUCAAUUUUCAACACAUGGGGGAUAUAUACAUAAACAUAAAGGCACAAUAUUGAAAAAUGAAGAGAUGGCAGCACUCAUUGAAGGCUUGAUGUUAAAUAAAGUUGAUUAUUUUACACAUUUUCUAACUGGAUACUCAAUGUCCCCUGAUUCUUUGAAACAAAUUGCCCAAAUCAUUAAAAUGUUACGACAGAAAAAUCCAAACUUGAUUUACGUAUGUGAUCCGGUAAUGGGAGACAAUGGGAAAAUGUAUGUGCCAGAAGCCAUUCUACCAGUUUACCGGGACAUUGUAAUACCUUUAGCCGAUAUAAUAACCCCUAAUCAGUUUGAAGCAGAGCUGCUAACUGGUUUGGAAAUGAAAGAUCUUGAUGGAGCCCUUAAAGUCAUAGACGCACUACAUAGUAAAGGAGCUAAAACUGUCGUUCUCUCUAGUACGAUAUUGGGGGACGAGAACAAUAUGAUUGGGGUUGCCAGUAAUAAAGAGUCCUGUUACCAGAUCGAAAUACCAAAAAUAAACGCAACAUUUACCGGUACCGGGGAUUUGUUUGCGGCCUUGUUCUUAGCGUGGUCUCAUAAAACGAACAAUAACUUGAAAUUGACGCUGGAGAAGACAAUAGCGACGCUCCAACACGUCGUCAAGGAUACUUACGAGAAAGCAAGAGCAUUGCAGCCAACUGGAAAUAUUUCACCAGCAUUGUUGGAAUUGAAAUUAAUCCAAAACAAAGCUACUAUUGAGGAUCCAAAGAUUAUUAUAAACAGCAAAGAAAUCAUAGUUUAAGUAAAAUAUAAUUUUAUAAGAAUAUUGUUAAUUUGUUUUAUAUUAAAUUUUAUUAUUUUUUGAUUUAUUUUUAAUGUAUUAAUCUAGUACAAACAUUCUAUGCUACUUUAUGAUGAAUAAAACUUUAUUCAUAUAACGAGUUAAGUAGGCGGACCAAUAGCUUUAUAAUUGACAACUAUUUAGAAAGAGACAAAGCAACUAUUCGGUCAAUAAUAGAUUUUGUAUAACUUCAUAAAGAUACAAAGUAUGUGAAUUACUAGCGCAAACUCUUGAGUUUAGUGGACACUAGUGUCGAGGUUAAAUUAUGCAAAAAAAAUAUUAUAUAAUUUUAUAGCAUUCUUUUAUGUAACUUUUUUUUUUAUAUAUUCGCCGGGAGGGCAAAUGACUCUACUCCACCUGAUGGUAAGUGGUAGUAGAGUCCAAACGCGACGACUGCCAGUACAGACGGAAAAAACGACAAAGAAAGGAGUUGCCAAAUUUCUUUGUUCGCGAUGGAAUUGAUGUCACAGUUAGGCGGUGACAUCGAGAACCAGCUCG